This is a messenger RNA of Cygnus atratus (black swan), 1501 nucleotides long. It is a transcript of the gene CIB3, whose product is annotated as calcium and integrin binding family member 3. The record is from RefSeq and is a predicted model, not a curated record. Bases 6 to 569 code for a protein of 187 amino acids. Gene Ontology annotation, molecular function: calcium ion binding. NCBI's taxonomy places the organism in Eukaryota, Metazoa, Chordata, Aves, Anseriformes, Anatidae. The transcript is spliced from 6 exons.
CAGAAAUGGGCAACAAGCAAACCAUUUUCACUCCAGAGCAACUGGAUGCAUAUCAGGACUGCACGUUCUUUACCCGGAAAGAAAUUCUGAGACUGUUUUACAGAUACCGAGAUCUAGCCCCACAGCUAGUUCCACUCGACUACACCGAUAAACCAGACGUGACACUUCCCUAUGAACUCAUUGGCAGCAUGCCAGAACUGAAGGACAAUCCAUUCCGCCAGCGGAUAGCUGAGGUUUUCUCAGAGGAUGGAGACGGCAAUAUGACUUUAGAUGAUUUUUUGGACAUGUUUUCUGUGCUGAGUGAAAUGGCUCCCAGAGACUUAAAAGCUUACUAUGCUUUUAAAAUUUAUGAUUUUAACAAUGAUGACUACAUAUGCAAAUCAGAUCUAGAGAAAACUGUUAACAAACUGACCCGCAACGAGCUUACCCCAGAAGAAGUUCGCCUUGUAUGUGAAAAGGUGAUUUAUGAAGCUGACCUGGACAACGAUGGCAAGCUUUCUUUGGAAGACUUUCAGCAUAUGAUAAUACGAGCUCCAGAUUUCCUCAGCACAUUUCACAUUCGAAUCUGAACCUAGAAAAACUUCAUGAUAGAAGUGUUUCUUGAACCUGCAACAACUAUUGUUUCUCUUGAGACUACCAUCCUGAGAGUGAUAAAUGUGAGGACCACAGAUGAUGAUUUCUGGAAACAGAACCAGUCAGAGAAACCUUUCUCUUGUUUACCUCUUUAAAAGGAACAAUCCAUCUUCACUGAAAUUUCCCUGUAAUUUCACAGAAGGUGUGUGUUUUUCUAAAAUUGUCUAUUCCUAUCCCCUUCCCCCACUAGAGCAAGUCUGGUCUAGACAGUGAUAUAGAAAAAAAAUCUUAUUUUUAAUUUCAGAUACCAGCAGAUAGGAACUUGUAUCAAAUUCUAAAAAAAAAAUCUUCUAAAAAAAAAUCCUAAGAAAAUACCCUACUAUCCACUAAAAACAAAACCAUUAUAGACUCACUCUACAUGCACAAAUCCCCAUACCAUUUCCUGCUGACCUACUCCUUUUCCCCUGAGAGACAAAUCUAGCUUUAGUUUAGGAAAACAUAUUGCUGCCUACAGAACUUGGUUUUCCUUAAAAGGAGUGCAAGAAGUUCUCACUCAGCUCAGGUUUUGAAGUCCUGAGAAUGCCACCUACUUUGAAAAUACUUUUAGAAAAAUCACAGUUAAUUCAAAAUUGUGUAAACAACGCCUCUGAUCAGCUUUACCAGUUUUAACAAAUGGUUCAGCGAAGCAAUUUGCUAAAGUAUUCUCCUAGUGUGUAUCAGAAGUCCAUUACGGUUCUGAGAAGGGUAUCAGGAAGUGCUCUCUAUUUCAGAAAUUGUAAUGAAAAGUCACCAUACUUUAAACAACAAAAGAAGAUCCUAUCCCAGAUUCCUGUCACGCUUUUCUGUUUUUAAAAGCGUCCUGUUUUCCACACGAGAGUCUAUAUGUAUUAAUGAUGAACGGAACUGACAAACUAAUUUUUUAAAAUUC